AUGACAUCAUUUGGAGCAACAAAAAUUGUUCGUAAUGAAGAUGGACGUAAUUUUGAAUCUACAUUCAAGAUUCAAGGUCAAGUUUACCACCAAAUUGGUUCAUUGCUUCCAAUGCCUGAUGCUGAUCCAAAAUUCUUACAAAUUUAUUUUAUGGGUGAUGAGGAGCAACAAACCCAUAUGCGCUGUGUAUACAAUCAUAUGGAGCAAAUGGAGGAACGAGAAAUUGUGGACAUUUUGGAAACGUUUUUUCUAAACCAUAACCAAUUGUUACGAUUGUUCAAGACUCUUUCUAACAGACUGGAAUACGACAACUACGUCAUUGUUAUUAAAGCAGACAAAGUGCCCCAUGGUGAGCACGCAGGCACAUAUAAUGUUCCAACUCUUAAUGAAGUUGCAGUUGUUAUGGCUGGUGAUCCAUGUGAACGUCGAGAUAUUCGCAUACAACGCAGAGAUAACACGAUGCAAAUAAUUCAAGACAAUCAUCGUUCUUAUGAUGCACUGCAAUAUCCAUUGAUAUUUUGGGAAGGAGAAGAUGGAUAUCAUUUAAAUAUUAAACAACGGAAUCCAACUACAGGUGAAGAACUGAUCAAGAAAGUUAGUGCGAUGAACUUCUACGCAUACCGGUUGAUGAUUCGUGCUAAUGAAGAAAAUCACAUUCUCCGAUGCAGACAGCUAUUUCAUCAGUAUGUAGUCGAUAUGUAUGUUAAAAUCGAAAGUGAGAGGUUACGGUAUAUAAAAUUUAAUCAAGUAAAACUUCGUUCUGAGGAAUACAUUCAUUUACGUGAUGCUGUAAUCGGUAACGUAGAUGCAACGAAUGAUAUAAACAACAUCGGUACCGCAUAUAUUCUUCCAUCAUCAUACAUUGGUAGUCCGCGUCAUAUGCAAGAAUAUAUUCAAGACGCCAUGACUUACGUACGUGCAUACGGCCGACCAGAUCUUUUUAUCACAUUUACGUGUAAUCCAAACUGGGAUGAAAUUAACAUUUUACUGUUGUCAGGUCAAACAACAAUGCAUCGCCAUGAUAUUACUGCACGUGUGUUCAAACAAAAAUUAAAAUCUUUGAUGAAUUUGAUUACACAUCACUCGGUAUUUGGUGAAACACUAUGUUGGCUUUACUCUGUUGAAUGGCAAAAACGAGGUUUACCUCAUGCGCAUAUUUUGAUUUGGUUAGUGGAUAAAGUAUGCCCACAAGAAAUUGACAAAAUUAUUUCAGCGGAGAUUCCGGAUCCGAAUUUUGAUAAAGAAUUAUUUAACAUUGUUACUACUAAUAUGAUCCAUGGUCCAUGUGGUACUCUAAAUAUGGUGUCACCAUGUAUGGAUAAUGGGAAAUGUACAAAACGUUUUCCAAAACCAUGUCAAACUGAUACUAUCACCAAUAUCGACGGUUAUCCAUCUUACCGUCGUAGAGACGUAGACAAUGGUGGUCAAUCAUAUGAAUUACGCCUGUCAAACGGUGUAAGAGUAGAUAUUGAUAAUCGCUGGGUGGUUCCAUAUUCACCAUUGCUGUGCAAAACCUAUAAAGCACACAUAAACGUUGAAUUAUGCAGUUCGGUGAAGUCUAUCAAAUACAUUUGUAAGUACGUUCAUAAGGGCAGUGAUAAAGCUAUAUUUUCUGUUCAAAAUGUAAACGACAAUGAUGAAAUAACACGUUAUCAAUUGGGGAGAUACAUAAGUAGUAAUGAAGCUAUUUGGCGCAUUUUUUCGUUCCCUAUACAUGAAAGGAAUCCUGCUGUUAUACAUUUGGCUGUGCACCUUGAAAAUGGACAGCGUGUUUAUUUUACAGAACAGACUGCAAUACAACAAGCUUUAACAGCUCCAAAAACAACUCUUACUGAAUUUUUCAACCUUUGUAAACGACAAGAUGUUGUUGGUCAAUUCGCAAAGACGUUACUGUAUACUGAUGUUCCUAAAUUUUUUACAUGGAAUAAACAAUCAAAACGUCGGGAACCACGGAAACGAGGCAUUCCAGUCCCAGAGUUCACCAAUAUAUUUAUGACAAAUACUCUAGGCAGAUUAUAUACAGUUCAUCCUAAGCAACGCGAAUGCUUUUUUCUGCGUUUGUUAUUGGUUAAUGUUCCUGGACCAACAUCCUUUCAAUAUUUGCGAAAAGUAAAUGGUAUUUUAUAUGACACUUUCUUUGAUGCAUGUUGUGAGUUAAAUUUAUUGGAGGAUGAUAACCAUUGGGACCUCACACUUGCAGAUGCAGCACUGAGCUCAUCCCCACAGCAAAUUCGUCAAUUAUUUUCAAUAAUAUUGACAACGUGUUUUCCAACUGAAGCAUCUACUCUGUGGAACAAAUAUAAAGACUCAAUGAGUGAAGAUAUUUUGCAUCGUAUUAGAGCUACUAAUCAAAAUCCCAACAUUGAAUUCUCAGAAGAAAUAUAUAACAAGGCAUUAAUAAUGAUUGAAGAUAUUUGUACUCUCAUUUCGAACAUGCCGCUCAUCCAUUUCAACAUGCCAGCACCGAACCGCCCAGCAGCAGAUAUCAUCAACAGCGAUGUUCAAC
This is a messenger RNA of Homalodisca vitripennis (glassy-winged sharpshooter), 2506 nucleotides long. RefSeq lists its product as uncharacterized. The transcript has 2 exons. Lineage: Eukaryota; Metazoa; Arthropoda; Insecta; Hemiptera; Cicadellidae. The record is from RefSeq and is a predicted model, not a curated record. The annotation marks the transcript as partial.